Molecule: messenger RNA, 11086 nt
Organism: Pocillopora meandrina
Lineage: Eukaryota; Metazoa; Cnidaria; Anthozoa; Scleractinia; Pocilloporidae
Source: the annotation of a GenBank genome assembly
AUGUGCCUUGAAAGAGCUCAGAAGACACUUGUUCUUUACUCAGCUGAGACUGACUUCCACUGCCACAAGAAACAGGGACGCACGUUCCACAUGGUCACAGUUUCCAACAGCUCAGGUGAAGCUGUGGUCCAGUACUUCAGCAGUCAGACAGAUGAGCAACCGGACGCUUGUGGUUCGUUUGUGAGAUUGAAGAAGGAUGACAAUUCCAAGUUAGUUGGCAUUUGCAAAGAUUGGGGACUAGUAAGUGGAAAGUACUUGGUUGGAAAGUGGGGAAAUGGAGAAGAUGAAGACAGGUUAUACCAGUUUCCCGCCUUCGGACAACCAAGUAUCAUCUUAAGGUCCACUUGAAUAACGUUGGUGACCUGUACGACGUGGAAUGCGAUGAUAUCGCCUCUCAGACGGUUAACUCAAUCGGCGAUUUCAGAAGAGUCUUUCUUCGUUAGUUGCGUGUGACUCAGAGCUGUCUGUAACCUAUGCAACCCUUGAUUGUGCGAAUAACUUUAACAAACGAAUAAUCAAAACAAAGACGAACACAAGAAAUGCGCCGUCACCGUGACCAGCUGCAGGUUAUAAAGACGUUUAAGCGUACAAAUAUCUAAUUAGGUCACAUGUCUGACAUUCCCCCUUCCUUGUGACUCACCAAUAGUGCUCCACUGUUUUAUCGUCUAGUUAUAGUUUUACAUACACCACAGCCUAAGGGAGUCAAUGAGUUAAACGCGGUUUUCUAUGCAGAAGUUUAUGUAGCUUUACUUACUUCCAAGAACAAUUGAGGUUAGAGGAGUAAGCCUUUCUCUUUUGUUUGGUCACGCCGCUUGUUUUCCCUCUUUAGAAAUGAGGAUUAUAACAAACUAAAGGUUGCACAACUUGAUCUGUACUUGCGACUCUUCUUAGUUAGUUUGCUCCGUUAAAACUCCAAGCCAAGUUAUGCGGGCUGUUCGUUAUCACCUUAGAGCUUGCCACAAUUUCUUUAACCCUUUACACCCUAAGAUCAGUAUACGUAUUCUCCAUAAUGUUCUCUGAACAUUUACUAAGGUUGUGACAUAGAAAAUUUGUCUAACAAUAAAGAGUUUCUUUAGUUGGUGAUCAUUUCCUUUAUUCUCAUGACAUUAAUGUGUGAUUCAGCGGUGAUACUGUAAGGAGAAAUUAGAUGCUAGUCACUCUUAGGGGUUAAAGAGUUAAAGUGCCGCGGCAAGUUUUAUAACUUUUUUCCCGACAGCUUUACAAAAUUUUUUUGCAUGUCAGAACGAAUAUUCCCGAUCGUACUUUUCCUUUCUUUAAAGCGCUUGGCUCGUUCAAAGUCUCUCAAGGAAGUGGUAAGCCAUUCCUUUAAGAUUUUUCACUUAUGUUUCCUUAAGAGAGAAUGAAGAACAUCAUUCCACCUUUGGUUCUCUCAUUUACAGGAGAACAUGAUCCUCUCAUGAAUCCCUCUAGAAACUAUAAAACCUCGAAUGAGUAAUGAUGUUACUGCAUGAGAUUAGUUUUCCGACACUGUAGAUCACACUUUAUGUCAGUUUAAGCUUUCAUGUGUUAGACAAAUCUGACAUUUUAUGAAUCAGUUUAGUGUUGCGUGGUUCUGUAAAUGAAAAAGUUUGCGUAAACUGACUAUAGUCACAAAUAUCAAAACUCCGUCCACUCUAAAAAUCUGUGUUCUUGACAGCUACGAAAAAGUGAUCAGUACUGACUAUAGUUUGAAAGCCCUUCGUGAAAUCUUGAGUUUGGCUUUAAGAAUUUCUCAAAGUUUCCGUAUUCUCUUUAUACUUUCGUCUCCUUUAUUCGCCGUUUUCAGCUAAUUAGAUAAAGCUCAAUUGUCCGUGUUAAGGGAUCGAAUGAGACGAGGGAUGUUAAGGUCAAAGAUUCCGAAGUAUAAAACAAUUCGGCGUAAUCCUCGGGUAUUUUAAUCAUAAAUCAGAGAUUGGGGAUAUCAUUCAAGGAAAUUCAGGUUUGUAAGCACAGGACAGGUGAUGAGCUAGAAUGACGAAUGUCGACCAAUAAAAGUAUCAUUUACCAUAUAAUGUUUAAAGUAACACUCUAAAAUAUAACAUCAUUAAAACAAUUAGGCAUCAAAGGCGUACCAUCUUCAAUUUUGUUUCCUAUACAUUUAUUAUCACUAGAUGAAUGUCGCACGCUACUGUUUGAAUUCUCAGUCGAAGGAAGCGCCUUGGUUGUCGAUCACGUAAUCAGCGUACAUGUGACAGAAUCGUCAGAGGAUUGUGAAUUAAAGUGUUAUUUAGAGGAUGAUUGUAUGUCGAUCCACAUCGAACCAAAAAGCGAUGGAACAUAUUAGUAUGAAUUUAGUGACUCAGACCACGUUUUACAUCCUCGAGAUCUGGAAAAUCGGAAAGACGUUAUCAACAGAUCAGUGCAGGUGAGAAUUUGUCGAUUCAACUAACGGAUCAAUUUAUCUCUCAAUCUUAUUACGUAAGGGGAUGCAUUCAGAUUAGUUUUAGAACUCUUUCGUUUCCGAAGGCCCGUAAGAAUUAAAUAAAAAACUAGAAAAAUGAACGACCAAUCCUCACUCGAGAAUUAACUCACAGAACAAACAUGAGUUGUAGUUAUUAUUUGUUUACAGUAUUUCAUUAAUAAUAUACAUGGAAAAAUCACUCAGUUCUGAUUGGUUAAGAUAAAUGUGGUUUUCAGGUAAUUCAGUGCAGAAGAGAGUUAAUUCAAUGCAGAAGAGGGUUAAUUUAGUGCAAAAAAAGUAACAAAUCAGACAUUCUGAUUGGUCAAUAAUCAAAGAAAUUCAUAAAUAGCCAAUCAAAUGUGAGCCUUGGAUGUCGGCGUUUUAAGUAGGUUUUCUUUCGCCACCGUUGCUGAAAAACAGCUCAAACAACGAAAACGCUGUAAAAAGCAUUGCUAUUUGGUUGUCGGUUUGGAAAAAGUGAUGUUUAGAGAAGGGAAUUGCCAAGGAAAUCGAAAAUUACGAGCCGACCCAAUUUAACACUUUGCUCGAGCGAUCCAACGCCGAAAUUAAAAACAAACAUGGUUAAACCUCGGAAACGACGAUUCAAUUUUAUCGUUAGUGAUCCGGACACAGACUGAACAAUUCCUUCAACUGUUUAGCCGGACUUUUUUGCGCCUUAAAGUUGUAAAGAUAUUAUUGCAUAUUAUUGUUUUGAUCGUACGCGGUUGUUUUGACCGAACGCACGGUUUGAAUAAAUAAUUUUUGCACUCGAUGUGCGCGCUUUGCUUAUGCUUAAUUAUGAUGAACCAUCUCGUAUUUUUCCAUGCAUAUUAUUAACACGUAAUCACAUGAUUUUUCUCGUGCAAUUUGAAAUAAACAAGCACUUGACUGUCAUUUUAGCCUCCUAACUGUAAACAACCAUGCGGUAUGAAAAAAGCCCCUACAUAACCUACUCUGGUCCGCCACAACGGCAACGUUUUCUUCAAAGGAACACAUAACGUUGCUAAUAUUGGGAUUUCAGUCAACUGAAACUUGAAGGAAAAGUAGCUUAGGGUGCUAAAAGCAUAAUGUAAUUCUUGACUUGUUUAAAGCUCUUGAGCGCAAUAUAUAUAUGCAAUGCCCGACUCAAAUACGUUUUUUGAUUGGAGGGUUGAACAUGUCACGAGCCGUGAAUCAAAAUGCACCAACUUUCAAGGGUAAAAAAAAUUCACUAGCUUCUUGGGAAACAACGACUUGACUUUCGACCCUCGCGUGAUAAGUUCGUUCACCGUGAAACCGCAGCAAAUGUGUGCGCCAGCCUGCGUACAAAAAAAUAGUUUUUCUGCAGUCAUUUUCGUGUUGAGAUGUAUAUGAAAAUACUGAAAAAAAAUGAAAAUUAAAGUGACUUGCCCCACGGAAAACAGUGAGGACUGCUUUCUCUUGCCCCGCAAAACUCAUUGUUUUCCUUGGAGUCAGUCAUUAGUCACUUAUUUUACCAACUUUGCCAGAUGUCUGUAUUAGAAUUUUCUGGAUGCGAAAGUAAAUAAUAUUAGCAGGGUAGCUAGAGUGCAAAAGAUGAGAAAAUAGUUAGAGCAUCGAAGAAAUAAAUAUUUCUUAGCAUAUUGGCUUCGGUUAUCAGAUUUUUGGCUCCGUGCGCGGGUCUGAAAAAGGAACACAUAACUACAUGUAUGGUACGGCAGAUAUAUCUACAAAUUGUGACUCAUAAAUGUACGAGUUACAACUUGAGAGGCAAUUCUGUCAGUUUUCAUCUCUCUCUGUUGCAUCCUAUUACAUCCUCUUUGCUGUUUUUCAUUAGGCGAAUUUAGCUUUGUUUGGUGGGGAAAAGUUGUUAUGGAUCCCAAAUGCGACUAAUUGAUACUCAUAAAGGGUGCAAGACAAAAGAAGUCCGGAUAUUAAAAAGAAUCCGAUAAUCGAGGUUUUUCUCAAUUAAAGUCAAACGCCCCCACGUUUUACUCGAAUGUAAAGAACCACUAAGCCACCCGGGAAAACAACAAAUUGAACUUUCAACUCUCACGUGAUAAUGUGUGUGCCAGCCUGCGUAUAAAAAGUAAAUUUUGGCAGUCGUAUUCGAGGUAUGAGAAAAUACUUUAAAGAUCAAAAUGACUGGCCUCACGGGAAACAAUGAGGAUUGCCCCGCAAUGGAAACAAAACUCAUUGUUUCCCAUAGAGUCAGUCAUUAGUCACUUGUUUUACCAACUUUGCCAGAUGUCUGUAUUAGAAUUGUCUGGAAGCGAAAGUAAACACUAUUAGUGGGGUAGUCAAGGUGCAAAAGAUGAGAGAAUAAUCAGAGCAUCUAAAGAAAUAAAUGUUUCUUAGCAUAUUAGCUUCGAUUAUCAGAUUUAACUUGUACGGAAUGGUAUGGCAGAUAUACCUACAAAUUGUGAUUAUUUAAAUGUAUAUAAAUGUACGAGUCAGAACUUAGGAAGAAAUUAUGUCAGUUUUCAUUUCUGAAAAAACUUUUUAAGUUGAAAUUACACCCUGUAGCUCUUUUCCAUUAGGCGGAUUUAGCUUUAUUUGGUAGGAAAAAGUUGUUAUGGAUUCCAAAUGCGACUUAUUGAUACUCAUAAAGGGUGCAGGACAAAAGAAGUUCGGAUAAUAAAAAAAAAUCCGAAUAAUCGCGGUUUUUCUCUAUUAAAGUCAAACGCCCCCACGUUUUACUCGAAUGUAAAGAGUCGGUAAAACGAGUCGUGAUCAGUACUUCGUGCAAAACUGACCCAUGCAUAAUUUAUGUACGGGUUCUCAAGCUGUUUCUAUUCAUUUCUAUAAUUUUCAUUGUUACACAAGGUUCAUUAAAAUUGCAUGAAAUGUUGAUAAAAGAGUUUUUCAAUAGAAAAAUACGAGAGGAGUGGAAAGAAACUGAAGGUAAGAAUAUACUGGUUUCAAGGGGUAACCAAGUCAUUCAAUUUGGAGAAAAUUGGUUAAUUUAAACUUCAUAAGAAAAUUGCUCCCUAAUUUUGACAACAACAUAAAUCUUGAAUAGUCAGCCGCUUCGAUAAAUACGUUUGAGUGAGAAGUAUAUAUACAAAAGACCUUUACUACCGCAUAACGUGAGAAGAAAAGUCGAGGAAAAGUAAGAAAAGGAAGGUGAGUGUGAGUGAGAAACUCGAUGUAUUUACUUACUAUCGGGUGAGUAACUUGUGCAAGCCAGCGGACAAGAAUUAAUCCUUAGCAGGGAAGAUUCCUUAUAUUACUCGGUAGCCGGAGUAAAAAGAGCUCGUAUUCUUUCGCUGAGUCAGACAAAGUGUAAUUAACAAAACUCUAAAUUCACAAUCAAAACUAUUUGUUGCAUCUAAGAAGGGAGAAGGGCAACAUUUGUCAUCUGUUUCUCUUUCUUUCUCAAAUUACAGGAUGAGAGGGCUUCUAGUUGGUUUCCAUUUCUGUCCCGUUCUGUUGAGUGGUGUUGCUUUGUUUCUUGUGGCUUUCUGUUCGUCUUUGCACCCUGACUUGAGCAGGGACGAGGUUUUCGAGAGAGUUGAAGGUAACGCGUCAAUGUGUUAUACCUCCUAACACAGUGAUAUUUUUUUCCGACGGGAUAUGAAUGUUUCAAGUGCCAUGGGCGAAAACACGGAUCGGAUGACACAGAUUUGGACUGUGUCGCGAUAAACUUUACUAUUUCCCCCCCAAAUAAGGCUCUGUGACAUUCCAAAAAACCCCCUCAUUGGAAGUAAAUUUCCAUUCUUCCCCCUUUAUACUCUGUUGCCAUAGCAGUUCGCCCUAAAAAAAUAUGAGAUCGCCCCAAAAUCGAGUAAAAACAACGGGAACUUUCUACGCGCAACUCUCAUAACUUUCAGGGCUUCUUCAUAUUCACCUUUGAACAAUAUCAAGAAUCAAGAUGACCUCUUAAGACAGGGUAAUUAACUACACACAAACUGUAUUAUUAAAGUAUCCCAAAUAAACUAAGUAAUGAGAACAUGAAACACGAUUGUGUUGUUUUUCAAGGAUUUGAGCUUAUUGGUCACAUCACCAAGACAUUAUAUACUGACGAAAUAAGCUGUGGAUUGAGAUGCCUUCAAGAUGAAAAAUGCCAAUCUUACAACAGCAAAUCCGAAGCUAAUGAUGCAAAGAAGGAAUGUCAACUGAGUAAUCAAACCAAAAAAUCAAGUCCGGAAAAUCUGAGGCGUAACCCACGUUCUACUUAUUAUGGAAGAGGUACUGUUGAGUAAGGUGCUUAACAUUAUGGAAAAGUUAGUGGAGGUGGGAGGGGGGGUAUGAAGGGUCGGAGUAGUUUGGUUGUCACAAUAAAGUUUUCCUGAUCCUUCUAUAACGUUCCGAAUUAUUCUAUCGAUCUUCCUCAUUGGCCGCCAAUUUUCUUUAGUCCCACCUUUAAACUCUGUUAGCGACGACUGAUCCCUCUCCAUUCCCUUUGAAAACAAUGAUAUCCCCCCUAAGACCAAGGGUCAAAAAGUCAAAAAUGGUGACCUAUUUCUUACUUCUGGUUAGCGCUUUUCAGAGCUCUGUCAUGUCACGUGUACAUCCAUGUAUAACCUUUCCUAGAGAAUAUGAAAUUAAAAAUCUCUUGCUUUUCCUUAUAAUGAUAGGUUGUCCAUUUUCUUAAUUUGAAUUUAAAUUUCCAAAAUCAAGAGCUAUCUAAUAAUUACGCGAAAGGAACUACUAAUAGAAUAAGACCUCUGUGGCGUGUUUUGUUUCUUAGUUUGAUCUUCUCCUCAUUCCAAAUGAUUAUUCUUCCCUUUUCCUACGCAGAUAAACGAGCUUGGGAUUCUGUUCAUCCGGCUUUCUCCUGUAAAGAAAUUCUGGACUCUGGACACUCCAAAGGAGACGGGGAGUAUUGGAUCGACCCAGGGAAGAGUGGAAACCCUUUGAAGGUCUAUUGUGACAUGUCAAGAUCUGGUGGUAAGAGAAUGAAUUUUUUUUGAGACACGAGGAAUUCAACAAAGGUAUAUUUGACUUGGAGCAGUUGUUAUUGGAACGUUCUGGUCUUGGCUAUUCGUGCUUUCUCUACAAAGAUCCCUAUUAUGUUUUUGAUCAAAACUAUAGCAGAAUUUAGUUAUCAUCAGCCGGCCGAUUUGAACAGUAAUAGGACAGUGUACGCGUCAUAUUUGUAAUUGAACAGUGUAGUAGGACCGUUAAAGGGACAGUUAACGCGUCAUGCCUGUGUGAGUGGACAGAACGCGUCAUUUGCGCGCUGUUGUCUCGCAUUUCGCCGAGUAAACUGUUGUUUUUCGUUAAUAUGAAAACGUAUAACCGAUGUCUAGUUUCUUUCUCAAAUUUUGUCAAAGUUUUGAUCAAUUGGUAACAGGCCUUCUUCUCGUCUAAUAUGAUUACAGAUUGAAAUGGACUCCGCUCGGUCCUGUUACCAUUUAAUAUGUCUAAAAUUCUAGUUACAUGGAUGUCACCAGAUCAUUUAGGUUUGUUUUAUUUUAGGAGGUUGGCUUCUGGUGUCAAAUGUUGAGUUCGGAAGUCCCUCUCCAAAGGUGUCAGUUGAGACAUCAUACCGUGGAAUAGGUAGGUCACACAUGGUUCUGCAGAAAAGUGCCAUGAAAGAGCUCAGAAAACACUUGUCCUUCACUCAGCUGAGAUUCCACUGCCACAAGAAACAGGGACGCACAUUCCACGUGGUCACAGCUUCCAACAGCUCAGGCGAAGCUGUGGUCCGGUACUUCAGCGGUCAGAUAGAUGAGCAACCGGACGCCUGUGGUUCGUUUGUGAGAGUGACGCGGGAUGACAAUUCCAUGUUAGCUGGCAUUUGCAAAGAUUGGGGUCGACUAGUAAGUGGAGAGUACCAGGUUGGAAAGUGGGGAAGUGGUGAAGAUCAAGAGAGGCUAUACAAGUAUUCCGUCUUAAGAAAGUCAAGGUAUCACCUUAGGAUCCAACUGCAUAAUGUUGACGACCUCGAAAAAAUGGAAUGUGAUGAUCGCCAUGGUCACAAUAAUGACACAAACGGCGAUUUCUGGAGAGUCUUUGUUCGUUAGUUGCGUCUAUCUAUACACCAAGCAACCCUUGACUGUGCGAAUAACAGUAACAAACGAAUAAAGCAAAAUAAAGACAAAUGCACCGUUACACUCAUCAGGUUAUAAGAAUGUUUUUGUUUCCAUUUCGGGGCAAGGGAAAGCAAUUCUCAGUCAUUGUUUCUCGUGGGGCCUGUCAUUUUAAUUUUAAUUUUUGAAAAUAUUUUCUCAUACAUCCCAAACCGAAUAUGACUGCCAAAAAUUACUUUUUGUAAGUAGGCUGGCACACACAUUUGCCGCGGUCUCACGGUGAACAACCUUAUCGCGCGAGAGUCGAGAGUUAAAGUUGUUGUAUCCUCGGGGGCUAAGUGAAUUUUUUUCACCCUAGAAAGUUAGUGUAUUUUGAUUCACGGCGUCUGACAUAUUUUUACCAUCCAAUCAAAAAACGUAUUUGAGUUGAGAGGUACAUAACGAUUAAAUUUUCACAACUGCUUCCUUCUCAAUAAAAGGUUGAACUAGUGACCACGUCAACCUCAAUGUUAAGUUGAAGGACUCUUAACAUGAUUGACUAGGUGAUCGGAUCGCGAGCGUCGCGCGUGAGUACUAAAAAUUCCAGAGCAAGAGGAAAGAACACUUUGCAGCUCGAAAAAAAUUGACUACUGACACAUGAAAAUUUCAACGACCUGUUUGAUGUGGCGGGAAGCCAUUGAGAAAAACCAUGCUUACCACAAGAGGUCGAGGCUAGCUGGGAAAUCUCCCGGACAAUAAAAAAGUAAUCAUACAGAUUUUGACCUUCAACCCCUCGGGGAUUGGGGGAGGGUUUUUUUUUUCCACUUUUAAGACAUGACACGAGUCUUUAUACUGCAACCAAUCACAAUCGAAGAUAUUUUAAUUUUCAAUGAUUGAGAAGUUUAUAUCAAACAUAAUAACCGGGCAUUAUGUAUGUAUAUAAAAAAAAGAAUUUAUCGUGUUCAGACCUUCACACAAGUCAAGAACUAUAUUAUGCUUUUAGCACCCAUAAGCUCCUUUUCCUUCGGGUUUUCAGUCGACUCAAAACUCGAUAUCAGCAACGUCAUGUGCCCCUUGGAAUAAAACGUUGCCGUUGUGGCGGACCAGGGUAGGUUAUGUAAGGGCUCUUUUCAUACCGCAAGCAGUUUACAAUUAGGAGGCUAAAAUAAUCGUCAUUCCAUACACAGGGGUUGUCCUACCAUAUCGAAGCUCUCUGUGUCAGGAAGUCCACUGAACUCACACGAUCAACAAUCUCGCUAAGAGGUUGAGACUGGACAUUGCAUGUUUAAAGACCAGUGGUAUCUAUGUUCUCUCAGUGAUACAAUGCUGAUGCCUCGCGUGCAGAUUUGCUCGAUUGUUUAUGACAAAAUACCGUAAACGAAUAAUAGCUAUGACUCGUGUUUGUUGUGUCAAGCUAAUUGUCGAGAGAGGAUUGUCCGUUCAAUUUUCUAUUUUUUAAUUUAAUCCUUACCGGCCUUACGCCUAACCAUGGUAAGAAUUCUCCAUAUUACUCCCUCACGAUAAAAUAAGAAUCUAAAACAAAAAGAAUGACAAAAAUACUGAUAAACGGUUGUGAAUAUAUGGAAGUCAUAGAUUUGAAGUGCGGUUAAAAACGUGAAUGUGAAAGCGAUCUUCACAGUAAUGAACACUACUUAAGCAGUAGUGAAAAGAAGGCCUGAAAAAAAUUCAGGCCUGUACGGGAUUUGAACCCAUGACCUCUGCAAUACCGGUGCAGUGCUCUACCAACUGAGCUAAGGUUCCAAAUAAACCCGUGAAGUGGUAAAAACAACGGGAACUUUCUACACGCAACUCUCAUGACUCUUAGGGCUUCUUCAUAUUCACCUUUGUACGAUAUCAAGAAUCAAGAUGACCUCUUAAGACAGGGUAAUAAACUACACACAAACUGUAUCAUUAAAGUAUCCAAAAUAAACUGAGUGAUGAGAACAUGAAACACGUUUGUGUUGUUUUUCAAGGAUUUGAGCUAAUUGGUCAUAUCACCAAGACAUUAAACGCCGGCGAAAUAAGCUGUGGAUUGAGAUGCCUUCAAGAUGAAAAAUGCCCAUCUUACAACAGCAAAUCUGAUGUUAGUGAUGCAAAGAAGGAAUGUCAACUGAGUAAUCAAACUAAAAAAUCAAGUCCGGAAAACCUGAGGCGUAACCCACGUUCUACUUAUUAUGGAAGAGGUGCUGUGAGGGGACAGAACGCGUCAUGUGCGGGCGCUGUUGUCUCUCAUUUCGCCGAGUAAACUGUUGUUUUUCGUAUUUAUGAAAACGUAUAACUGAUAUCUAGUCUCUUUUUUUUCUCAAUUUUGUCAUUGUUUUGAUUAAUUGGUAACUGUCCUUCUUGUCGUCCAAUUCUAUCUGUAAUCAUACUCGUGAUUAAAAAAGUCGGACUCCCGCUUCGCGGUCAUACGAUUUUGCUAAUCAUUCGUAUGAGUACAGACCAAAUUGGACUCCACUUGGUCAGGUUACCAUUAUUCAUAUGUAAAUAUUUCUAGUUACAUGAAUGUCACCAGAUCACUUAAGUUCGUUUUAUUUUAGGUUGGCUUCUAGUGUCAAAUGUUAAGUUCGGAAGCCCCUCUCUUAUGGUGUCAAUUGAGACAUCAUACUAUGGAAUAGGUAAGUCACACAUGGUUCUGCAAAAACGUGCCAUGAACGAACUCAGAAGACACUUGUUCUUCACUCAGCUGAGAAUGACUUCCACUGCCACAAGAAACAGGGACGCACGUUCCACAUGGUCACAGCUUCCAACAGCUCUGGUGAAGCUGUGG